Molecule: messenger RNA, 1855 nt
Organism: Homarus americanus (American lobster)
Lineage: Eukaryota; Metazoa; Arthropoda; Malacostraca; Decapoda; Nephropidae
Gene: Fis1
Product: mitochondrial fission 1 protein-like
Exons: 5
Coding region: 85-543 (152 amino acids)
Biological process (GO): autophagy of mitochondrion; mitochondrial fission; peroxisome fission
Cellular component (GO): mitochondrial outer membrane; peroxisomal membrane
Molecular function (GO): protein binding
Source: RefSeq, a predicted model, not a curated record
AAGACUCCGUUGUUAAUAUAAGACAUUGAUGAAGUAUACAGGAGCAGGUUGUGAGGCGUUGCGUCAGCUGAGUGAGGUGUAAACAUGGAGAUGGCUGACCCACUGGACGACGUCUGUUCCCCUGAAGACUUGAAGGGUUUUGAAAAAGUUUACAAUGAAGAAUUAUGUAAAGGUGAAGUUUCAAGCAAGGCACAAUUUAAUUAUGCUUGUUUUUUAGUUCGCAGCAAAUACCCAGCAGACAUCCAGCGUGGGGUUGUGCUGUUGGAGGAGCUCUACAAACACCCAGAUGAAAUUGGUAAACGAGACUACGUGUACUACCUUGCCAUUGGGAAUGCUCGACUGAAGGAGUACCAGAUAGCACUGAAAUACCUGAAAGGACUUCUGCGGGUAGAACCAUCAAAUCGACAAGUUCUUGAACUUGAAGCGAGUAUUAAGAAGAGAAUGGAAAAUGAAGCCCUGAAAGGAGCAGCAAUAGCAGGUGGAGCUGUCCUAGGUCUUGGGGUGUUAGUGGGACUGGGUGUUGCUUUGAGCAAGAGGAAUUAAGACAUUACUCAUGGGAUGGUAUGAUGAGCAGCUGUUUUUUAACCCUUUCAGUGCAGUUGCCUUAUAAACCAGCAUCUACUUACUGUGUGGUAUACUAUAUUUAAAUAUUGAAGAAGGAAAAAUCUUAUACAUUGACUAGCAGUGAAUAGAUUACUUAUUUCUAUUUACAGAAAUAUAUAACUUGUCUCAAAACAGUUGUCUCUACUGUUCCUACACAAGAUGAGAGGGUGCUUGUCAGUAGCAGGGCAGCACUGUCACUCACGAGUAUACAAGUGUGAUUCUAUUAUAUUUAGUUGAUUUUUCUUGCUUCUGUUCCACCAUACAAUACCCUAUUAUAAUACAAUAGUAUACACUAUGAGUGAUGUCACUAAGUGCAUCUGAGUUGAUACUGUCAAUAAAAUCUACAUAAUCUGGAUUAUCUUCCACAGAUGCAUAAGCAAUCGUUGUUGUCAUACAGGUUGCUUUGCCACUAUAGGGCAAGAAAUAGCAGAUUGGCAAAGUUGAACACUUACACAAAUAUUUCAGUGAAAUAUAUCACAUGGGAAUUUAGAUACAAAAAACCCUAUGUGUACUGUUUGUAGUGCAUGGAAAGAAAAAGAAAUAGAGACCCUUUAUUUACCUGCCAGAGUGAAAGGGUUGAGAAAUUAUUAUGUAUUUAGAUACUUGUAAUUUCAUAUUAUCAAUGUAAAUAUGCUGUCUAUGAUUCAUAAUAUCAGUACUGUGCUCUUGAAAGUUGCACUCUUGGUUGUUAAGUCAAUGCCAUGGCUGAUCUUAGUGACUGGAUGAGGAAGAAUACCAAUCAUGCUUUUUCUUGUAAAUAUCUCUCAUUAUACUGUUGAUGAUUGUGUUGCUUUGGUGAUCAGUGCCAUGGUUGACACACAACCAAGGUCAUGUGCUUUAGGGCAUUAAGGGAUUUAUAUCCACCUCUUAUGCUACAAAAAGGUACUUGUGUCUUUCAUCAGUAGUCAUUGCCUUAUUGUCAGGAGAAGGUACAUAAAUAUGUAAGUCACCAGGAAACUAUUUAUGAGAGAGUGGUUUUGAAAUUAAAGUUUCCAGUAUUUGUAAAUAUAAAUAAGGUUACAUAUCAUGCUUGUAUACUGUACAGUAUUUAUCAGGAUUACUGUACUGAUAAUUGAAAAUUUCCUGUAAAGGAUUAUGACCAUUAUUUAAUGUGGGGGAGAGACUGUGACUGACUUAACCUUGGGUGUGUAUUGUAUAUUGAUUUGAGGAAAGGUGUUCCUCAUGCUUAGCAUGUUAAGGUGUUUGAUUUAUUGUAAUAUAGAAUUGUCUCAGUAAACCUUACUGGAGUUUU